AUGGGAAACGGAUCAUCUAACUCUUCUAGUUCUUCAAGUAGACAUAGAUAAAAUUAGAGAUAGUAAAAUCGCUAGCAAUAAUAGCCUGCACCUUAAUAGAAUAAUAGAUAAUAAUAAUAAUAUUAAAACUAAAAUCCCCCUCAACAGUAAUAAUUCCCUCAACCUCCUCCACCUCAAAUGUCUCAAUUACCUUAGUAUGGGCCACCAGCAUUUAGAUAAGGAUUUAGUGGUGCAGGAGGCGUUUAAGUUAUUUAGAAUGAUAUAAUCUUUAAAAAAAAUAGCGCUAAAUUUGUAAAAUAAGAUAAUGGUUGGGUGUUUUAAUUUGAAUUUGAUGCUUUGAAACCUGUUACUAUAUCUGCCUAUUUUUUAGUUUAGUAGUCUUUGAGAUUUUUUUCUUAGCUUCAUGAAUCUUAUAGUGAUGAAAAAGCUAAAUUCGAGCUAAGUUUUAAUGCAUGCCAAAGAAAUUAAUAGUUUACUUGCUCAUUUCCUUUAUAAUUGGAGACUUUAAAUAGCAAAUAUUUUGAAAACAAAGAUAAAUUUUGGCCAAUUAUAGUACAAAUGAAAAGAGACGAUGCUUACUUAGAAUAAAAAAAUUUAUUUUAUUACUUUACUAUUUAAUAAAAAUAAAAUGAAUUCUUACCUUUCUUAAAGAAGUAAGUCCUAGAAUUAAAUAAUGAGUCAUACGAAAUUUCAGAAAUUUAUGGAGUAGAAAAUACAGAUUUAGUGCAUGGAGAAGCUGCAGAGUAAAAAUAAGCAAAUAUGGAUGACUGUAAUAAAGAGUGUAUUAUAUGUAUGACAGAUUUGAUAGAUACUGUCAUCAUGCCUUGUAAACACAUGUGUAUAUGCGUUGAAUGUGCUAAAACAUUUCAAUAAAAAAAGAGUAAUAGACUAUGUCCGGUUUGUAGAAAAGAAAUAGAGUCAUUUUUAAGAAUUUCCAAGUAAUAAUAAAGUCAAGGCUAAUAGAAGCCUCAAAAGUGA
Tetrahymena thermophila SB210 is the source of this 978-nucleotide messenger RNA. Its product is annotated as RING zinc finger protein, putative. Gene Ontology annotation, cellular component: cytoplasm. Gene Ontology annotation, molecular function: ubiquitin protein ligase activity. Gene Ontology annotation, biological process: protein ubiquitination. The transcript is spliced from 8 exons. NCBI's taxonomy places the organism in Eukaryota, Ciliophora, Oligohymenophorea, Hymenostomatida, Tetrahymenidae. The record is from RefSeq and is a predicted model, not a curated record.